GGUUUAUCAAUUGUGUUGAAUUGUAUUGACACCAUCCAAGAGAUCUUUUUAUUUGAUAUUUUAAUGUGAAAUAUGUGCUUUUCACUAAUCUAAAUGUGAGCGGGACGGGCAUUCUAUGAAGCUUAAGGCCUUUACCUUAAAAGUGUUCUUGUAAACCGCCAAACUGUGGCAUUAGGCAUUGCGGAUACCACAGCGAAUAGAAUCAAUCGUACGAAGGGCAUCUACUUAAUCCUUCCUUAUUUCUCAGGAAAAUGAGCGAUACUCUGCCAGAAACCGACCGGGAGGAGAUGAUGGCCCGGCAUCGGAAAGAAAAGAAAGAGCUGCAAUCCAAAAUACAAUCGAUGAAGAAAAUGAAAGUAGAUAAAAAGAAAAAGAAGGAACUUCAAGAUGAAAUUGCUAGCCUCGAAGCGGAAAUUGAACAGCGUCAUGCGGAAGAGAUGAAUCGUCUCAAUAUUUCGGAAUCUGUAGAAGAACCUAAGAGCUCCGAAGAAGACCACCCUGCGGAGAAUGGAGAAUGCAAUACGUCGGAGAAGGGUGAACCUCGUGCCUCGAAGGCUCAGCGCAGGAGAGAAAAGAAGGCGCAAGAUGAUCGGGAACGUGAAGCACAGAUAAAGCAGGAAGAGGAAGUGCUUUCCAAAAGUUCUCCUCGAGUAAUCGAAAACAAUCGUAUCAAUGAAAUCCUCAGCAAACGAGCCCUAAAGUCGCAUGUUGUAGCGGCUGAUGGCGAUUGUCUGUACAACGCCGUUGGGCAUCAACUUACGCUUCAGGGAAUCGGCUCGUACGCUACACCGGAACUACGAACCAUGGCGGCCGAUUACAUAGAAGCCAACAGAGAUACUAUGAUCUGUUACAUGAGCCACCCCGAUACCGGUGACAUGCUUAGCCCCGAGGAGUUUGACAAAUACUGCCAUCAAGUACGGUCCACCAAGUCGUGGGGAGGCGAGCUGGAAAUCAAAGCUCUGUCCAGUAGCUUGAAAUGUCCCAUUGAAAUCAUACAAGCAGUUGGGCCAUCAACGGUGCACGGAGAGGAAGAAAGCAAGGAUCGAAAACUGAUUCUCACAUAUCACAGGCAUAUGUAUCGACUUGGGGAACACUACAACUCAACGCAGCCGUUGCCAACACGGGCCGUAGAUGAAAAUGAGGACUAAAAACAGAUUCGACAAUGAUUUUGAGCUAAGUCAUGCAACUUAAUAUCCUAAUACAGUAAUAAAGUUUUGGAACAUACAAACGGAACUUCUGUAAUUUAUCCAAACAUCUGGGAUUUUCCGAAGGUUCUG
Anopheles coustani is the source of this 1277-nucleotide messenger RNA. RefSeq names its product deubiquitinase OTUD6B. Bases 252 to 1148 code for a protein of 298 amino acids. Lineage: Eukaryota; Metazoa; Arthropoda; Insecta; Diptera; Culicidae. Gene Ontology annotation, biological process: protein deubiquitination. The transcript has a single exon. The record is from RefSeq and is a predicted model, not a curated record. Gene Ontology annotation, molecular function: cysteine-type deubiquitinase activity.